Messenger RNA from Triticum turgidum subsp. durum (durum wheat), 642 nucleotides. Lineage: Eukaryota; Viridiplantae; Streptophyta; Magnoliopsida; Poales; Poaceae. The record is from the annotation of a GenBank genome assembly.
AUGGAGGAUGCAAAUUCGGAGCCAACAGUUAUGCCACUCGAUUUAUUACGAGAGAUUACGGAUGGUUUCUCCGAGGAGCGGAAGCUUGGUAGCGGUUCAUAUGGAAAGGUGUACUUGGGAGUGCAUCAAAACGGGGAAAAGAUUGCUGUGAAGGUGCUCUAUGAUAUGCCUGGAGUUGACGAUAAACACUUUCAGAACGAGUUUAAAAAUCUUACAAGGCUCCAGCACCCAAACAUUGUGCGCUUAGUAGGCUAUUGCCAUGAUAUUCAGGAAGUACAAGUAAUGCAUGAAGGGAAAUUGGUUCUUGCUGAAAAGACACAUAGGGCGCUCUGCUUGGAGUAUAUGUCUAAUGGAAGCCUUGAAAAGUAUCUUUCUGAUGAAUGUGAUAGAUAUGAUUGGCAGAAAGGCUAUCAAAUAAUUAAGGGGAUUUGCCAGGGUUUAAAUUACCUACCCAAUGAAUUAAAACCUCCUAUGUAUCAUUUUGAUUUAAAGCCAGCCAAUAUAUUGCUGGAUGAGAACAUGGUUCCCAGAAUUGCAGAUUUUGGGAUAUCAAGGCUCUUCAAAGAUGAACAGACACGAGCUACAAAAAGUACUUUAGGAACAAUUGGGUACUUACCGCCGGAAUACAUUAAAAAAAUUUGA